This is a messenger RNA of Gigantopelta aegis, 9573 nucleotides long. RefSeq names its product myotubularin-related protein 10-A-like. The record is from RefSeq and is a predicted model, not a curated record. NCBI's taxonomy places the organism in Eukaryota, Metazoa, Mollusca, Gastropoda, Neomphalida, Peltospiridae. Bases 46 to 2271 code for a protein of 741 amino acids. The transcript is spliced from 14 exons.
AAAAUGUCGAGAAUGUGGAAGUAUCGUACUUAACAAACUUACAAAAUGUCAGGCCAUGGGCGAUUUAAAUCAUACUUGAAUCAGUAUGAAGUGGAGAUGAAAGAAAAGGGAAAAGCGACCUUUAAGUCAUAUAUUGAUGAUGACUCUAAAUCAGAAGAGGGAGUUGAGGAAGACGAAUUUGAAGAAGUAGAAAGGUCUGCCAAUGAUUUCUUUGAUGGCUUCCCAGACCCGGGCAACUUGUUUAAAGGAGAACGGGUGAUCGCCCACGCCGACAGAGUUCUCAAGUUCGCCCCGUACUCUGACCGGAAACAGGGUCUGUCUGGGCAUCUGUUUGUAACAAACUUCAAGAUCGCCUUUCUCACAGCCGACAGAUCGUCCUACGAGGUGCCGAAGAAUAAACGAGACAGGUGUCAGCUGAUAGGUGAACAUGACAUUCCACUUACAAAAGUUGACUGUAUAUAUCAAGUGGUGUCUGGUGGUAAGAAAAAGAAGCUGCUGCCUGGAAACUCUGUCUCUAACCUCACCAAGUAUCUAGAAAUCCACUGUAAGGAUCUUCAAAUCCACACGUUUGGUUUCAAGUUUUGCCCCAAGGAACAGAAGAAGACUGUGACGAACGCGAUAGUUCACCACGCGUACCCCACACGAGCUGAUCUCCUGUUCGCUUACGACUACGGACAUCACAGCAAGUUUCCAGAAAACAGACUAAAGAUUCCCCUGUUUUUUGAGAAGCGAGACUGGGAACAGGAACUGAAGCGAUUGAACUGUUCUAAAGACUGGAGAGUGGCAGAUGUCAACCAUGAAUUUAGCAUCAGCAUGAGCUUGCCAGAGUAUUUUGUUGUGCCUACCUGUCUACUUAAUGCAGAUUUGAUCCGUGCAGCUUCACAGUUUCACAAUAACCGUUUCCCAACAUGGUCUUUCACAUAUACUAAUGGUGCUAAUCUUGUGAGGAUGUCUCAGAUUUGUCCAGAGUCAGAAUUCAAGGAUUUUGAAAACAAAAUGCUGUCUGCCGUCAGGUCGGCGUCUGCUGGGUGUAAAGACCUGGUGAUCGUUGAUCUCUCCAAACAGUGUCCGUCUGUCCGCGAUCUGCAGUCCUCAUUCGACAAGCUCAAAGAUAUCUGCAUGUCAGACUGUUUGAAAGACUUUAUUAGCCAGGAGAUGGCAUGGUACUCCUCGCUGGAGAAUUCUCAAUGGUUGUUGAACAUUUCACGGUGCUUUCAGUGUGUUGCUAAUGCUGUGAACAAGAUCUCCAUAAGAUGUCAGUCUGUUGUCUUGAAAGAAGAAUCAGGUUGUGAUAUGUGCUGUGUUGUGUCCAGUCUAGUCCAGCUGUGUCUUGACCCUCACUGUCGGACGCAGGCAGGGUUUGAAAGUCUCGUUCAGCGAGAGUGGGUUGUGAUGGGUCAUCCGUUCCACACCAGACUUGGUCUUAGCCAGGAUUGUGAGGGGGAACAGGCUCCUGUGUUCUUGUUUUUCUUGGACUGCAUCUGGCAGCUUCUGCAGCAGUUCCCAUCAUCCUUUGCGUUCACCGAGACGUACCUGACCACUCUGUGGGACAGCGUGCACCUGGGCCUGUUUGAAACAUUCCUCUUCAACAACUGCCACCAGAGAUGCAAGUUCAUGAUGGAGGGCCGGCGCAUGAUCCGCAUCACUCUGCCCAGCGUCUGGGACUGGAAGAUCCAGUUCAACGACGUCGACCUGACCCUGUUCAACAACCCGCUGUAUGUCAUGAAAGGCCAGUACGACAUCGCAAACAUCGUGAGAAUGGCCAGAAACUUCCUGCGAAAGUCCGGGGAGAUUCUUCGCAACGACCUCUACAAGAUGAAGCUGUCAGAGAUGUAUAACGACGAAGACGACCAGCUCUUCCCGGAAACGGACACGGUUCUUGUGCCGCAGGACUCCAUUCUAAUAAUCAAGUUGUGGACGCAGUGUUACCUCCGCUGGAACGUGCCCGCGCAGAUCGUUGGAGGCGGGAACCCGUCCCAGUACCUCCAGCAGUGUCUCCUGGCCGAGGAGGUCAUUCACCUGCAGCACAGACUCAAGGUUUUGCAGAUGGACACAGUGCGCAGGAGGAUGGAGCGGCCCAAGAGCGAUCUGAUCUUCAGCUUCGGCGAGCAGCAAAACAUGUCAGUGUAUGAAAACCGAUUUCUGACCUCGUCGUUUCCAUUCUCCUCCGGCGCUACGACGAAGAAUCACCAAGCGAUCUUGGUGACGCCUUUGACUUGUUAUCUAGAAAACAGUACAAUCACGAAUGAGUACAGUUACGACGAUGACUAAUUUGGUGCAUUUUAAUUAUUUAGUAUUUUUUAUGUGAUGUUUUAAACUUUUUUUCUUUUUUUAAAAUUUGAAGUUCAGCCAGAUCCGGAUUUGUGACCCAAAUAGCAAGUUUUAAAAUAUUUAUUCAUCAUCUUAUCAUGGAUAUAUUCAGAAAUUAAUUUUGUUGUGUUGUUGUUAUUGAAUUUCUACUCCAUUGUUGAUACCUCCACCUGCCAUAUUAACCAUUUUAAGAUACUAAUAAUAUACCAGUAUGUGAAUUAACUAUCAAACAUACAUACUGUGUAGGAAAUUGUGAAGAUGUUGACCAGUAGUGUCAUUAUGGUAUACUAAUGCAUUUGUACUAAUGCCAUUUCUGUCCGUCGUCUCCGAAUUGCUAACUAAUAAGGUUGUUAGUCCAGGCCUUUGCUUAUAGAACUUCAAAGUGUGGACUACAGUCUGUAAUAGUCUAGCCCAUACAAAUAACAUGUACGGUAGUUAAAGUCUUGACACUGCGGAAGUCUUGAGUCUCGAAGUUUUCUAAGGGCUGUUUUAAAUUUAUUCAAUGGGAGGCUUUUUUGGGGGGUAUACCGGGUACUCGCCACCAAAAAACCCCAACUUUAUUUAAACCAAGUAUGCAUAGAGAAAAUAUUACAAAAAGACCCACCAGGCAUACAAUUAUGGUGCCUCCUCUCUUCCUCCCCCUCCCCCCUCCCAGCCACCGCCACCCAAAUGUGUCCAAUUCUGCAACACCCCUUAAGAACAACCCAUGGUGUGUUGUUAAACAUUUGUUAACAUUUCAAGAAGAAGCUAUGGAGGGUUUUUACUAUGCAUAUCAGAGCAAUACUCGUCUCAUCUACAGAAAUAAUAUUUUAUCCUAAAACCAGACUUUGUUUAGACAAAACAGCAUCUUGAAAGUAAGACAAGAUUGAGUCCAAAGGAUGUUAUACGAGUGUUUUUAAUAUGAAAAAAUAUCAAAAGAUAUGUUAAUUGGUAUUUUUGUCCGAGGCUCUGCCGAGACAAAUACUGAUUAACUAGAUAAGUCUAAUAUUUCACAUAUUAAAAAACACCAGUAGCGAAAUCUAUUUAUCCUUUUACACUUCUAUAAUAAUAUUUUAAUUUAAUAUUUUGUAAAUAUUUUGUAAAUCACAGUUUUAAAGUCUCCUCCAUCAGUAAUAUCGCAGUUAGAACAUAAUGUAGUUUGAUGUCAGUCACGUUAACUAAAUCUUAUUAAAAUGUUAUACUCAGGUAUACAGGUCUUGUUGGCUUGUAAAAACAUUACUCAUUGACAACAAAAAAUAAAAUAUUAACUAGGAUAAUAAUGGUAAAUAUCAAAUGGGUUUAUGACAUGGAUGUUAUGUGUAAGUUCUAGGAUAAAUGAAAAACUUUACAUACGUCAUUUCUUACAGUGCAACAGAAAUUAUAACCACAGUCACUGUUUACUCAAUGUAGAACACAAUGACAUUUAUUAAAAUCUAAAUUUUAAAAGGACAAUUUUCUGGGCUCAUCCUCUUCAUUGCCAAAUUGGCCAGUAUCUAAAAAUUGUCUAAAACAAAAUUCGUUUUAGUGUGUGCCCUGAUUUUUGAAAUAUUACAGUGAUGUUGAGUAUUUAGUAUUGGCAAAACAGCUGUUUCUUUCUACUUAACACCUCCUCACUUAAGCUUGAACAUUAUAUUAUACUACAGUUGUAUUACAGUUCUUCUCUUAAGUUGUAUAAUUACCUUAAUUUACAGUUAUAGUACCUCUCUAAGCUAUAACAUUACAUUAAAGUUAUAUUACACUUCCUCUUAAACUGUAACAUUUUACAGUUAUAUUACAUUUCGUCUCAUUAAUCUGUAACAUGACAUUCCAGGUUUACUGUUAGUUGUAAUACCUGGUUCAAAGUAAACAGUGUUGUAAAUAUUACAGUUUAAAAUAUAUAGAAAUGUAAUUAAAUAAAUUCCCUUAGAUAAAUAUUAAUGUAGAAUAAAUAGUUUUGGAACAAAAAUUGUGGUAGAUAUUUAUUAUAGUUUAGAAUAAAUAGUCUUGUAAUUAAAUAAACUGCCUUAGAUAAUAUUAGUUUAGAAUAAAUAGUCUUGGAACAAAAAUUGUGGUAGAUAUUUAUUACAGUUUAGAAUAAUUAGUCUUGUAACUAAAUAAACUGCAAUAGAUAGGUAUUACUGUAGAAUAAUAGUCUUGGAACUAAAUAAACCGUCGUGUAAUUAAAUAAACUGCCGUAUAUGUUUAUUACAGAGCUGCUGGUAUUGGCAACACUUUACCCAGCCACCCCAACUCCCCUCUGCCCAUCACAGAAAAGCAAAAUUGUGCUGAAAAUAUGUCCAUUGGUAUGCAGUGCAAAAUAAAUGGUGCUGAAAAUAUCAUUUAUUAUCUAUGGACUUCAAAAUGAAUAUUGAUGUAAAUAUCAUUUAUUACUAGUAUUUAUUAAAGUUGCUGGCAUCUUUUGAUACUCUUACUUUAUUGCAUUGCAGCAAUUUAUUGUAAACAUCCACGGUAAAUUAAUGUUAAUUGAUAAUUAUAACCAAUUAAUGGGUUUCCAUACUUAUCAGGAUUUGUUUCAAAGAGACACUUAAGAUGAAUAGUUACAUAUUCUAGAUAUUUGCCUGCAAAUUAAUUUGCAUUUCUUAUGUAUGUCAGUGUAUGAGUUACUUUGUUCCAUUACUGAACUGUAUUUUUAUUGGCAUAAUUGGUGAUAUUUAUAGACUAUAUGGUUAUGCAUAAUGUUUAUAAUAGUCUUGUACAUAAACACUAUUAUUGUGAAGCCAUAGAUAUAUUUCAAAAUAUAUUUUUUGUUAUGCGCUGUAAAUUUUUAUAUAGAAUCUGAACACUUUUGUGAUAAUUUAGAAAUUAUAUAUUUUAAAAUAAAUUUACAGAGUAUUUGAAUUAUGAAAUCAAAAUUAACAUUAAGGUGUUUCGUAACUAAACAUGCAUAAAUUUAUGAACAUUUAUUUAUGUAGAUUUAUAUAAAUAGAGACAUAUAUGUUGUACACAUGUAUCUAUAGUUUGGGUGACAGAUACUAAACGUCCCAUGUUUUGAAGUUGAAUAGUGGAAACUGUAUGCUACACAAAACAGAUACAUUAUGUUUUCUAUUGAUGGUAGAAUUUUCACUUUGAUAUAUCAUUUACUUUUCAAAUGGUGUAUGAUACAAAACGUAAUAUAAGAAAAUUAUAAUGCUAACAUUAAAAAGUUGAAAUAUUUUGUUAUAAAUCACCUAACAUAAGAUACAUUCAUGACUAACCAUUCAGUUUAAGUGAUGAUAAUAUUGCCACCUAUGAAAGUAUAGUUGUGGAAUUUUUUUUUACCUAAAAGUAUUUGUAAAGCUGAAAUCCAUUUUAGCUAAGCUGACUUACAGGUAAGUUGGCAGAUUUAAUAUGAACAGGGAUUGGACAAAAUCCAGUAAGACAAUUUCAUUAAAUAAGGCCUGGGCUGUAGCUAGAGAGAGCAAGGUAGCUAGGGCCUGACAAAAACUUUAUAUUUUAUUUUUGACCCAAUUUCAGAAGCAAUUAUAGGGGUUGGUUUUUUUUUUUUUACACUUUCAUAAAUAUUUUUCAUAAUUUAUAUUUUUAAUUUUCAAAACACCAUACUUUUGAAAAGGAUAUAUGGUUUUCACCACAAAUCAAUAUAUAUAUUUUUUUUUUCUUAAAUGGUUACUAAGUCAUUUUUUUCUAAAUUUUAAUUAAGACCGAUGGGUGCUUCAUAUUGGUGGAAAUUCCUAAGACAUAUGCACAGUCUACUAACAAUUUCAAGAGUAUAUUGUAGGUGCAGAUCUAGGGCGGGGAUGCACACCCUUUCCCUGAACUUUGUAGUACCCCACAAGUGCAGCGUUUAACUGAUGAAUACAAUGAAUUUGUUAUAGUGGCAAGGAUGUAACAUCUUGGUCAGCUGGGGGUUUCUUGGGAACAUGGUUUUUAUUAAUCCCCUACCCAACCCCUGCAAUUAAGAAAAUGUCCUCGGCAAAAAACAUGCCAUUGAAAAAAAAAGUCCUGUAUAGUCUAAGGCAAAAAAGUGCUGUGGAGAACUAAAACCCCCACAUCAUUCGCCACGGCAUUGCCGAUUGUCGUGGGCAGUUAAUUGCAGGGGUUGCCUACUGUUCUAAUAGGAAGGGACUCGAGAUUUUAUCUCCAUCGGUCUGUCUGUCCAUCCAUGUGUCUGUCUGUCCUACAUAUAAUUUUCAGGACUUCUUUUUUUUAUCUCCAUAGUGCUUCAGGAUAUUGAGCGGAACAUUUUAUGUAGAUCUUUAUCAUGUACAGAUCAAGUUUGACUUUCGUGGGGAUUUGCCCAUUUUUCACAGAGUUAUGGCCCUAACUUAGGAGAUAUGAAAAUGUGUUUGGUAGGGGACAUAAUUAUAUAUUGCUUUAGCGGUACUCUUACAAUGCUUGUUUAAUACAUUUUAGUGCCUUCUUCGAGGUUUACUUCUAUUUUACACAACACAAAUAUGUUAUACUUCAUUUCGGAUUAAAAAUGACUGUAAUUUGACCAUUAGAUGACAAUUACUUUUUAACAAGUCAGCAGAGUUUACUGAUAAUUUGUUUUACUGUGAUGCAGCUUUUGUUUAUAGAGAUGACAAUUUUAUAAAUAAUGACGACUUUUUGAGUGACAAUUUUAUAAAUAAUUUUAAUUGAAAAUAGGUCACAAGUUAUUUCCCCUUGUUGACAGUGAUGCUUACUUUUAAACAGAUUCUCCAGAAGAUAAAUAAUUUUUGUGAAAAUUAUUCUUCUGUAUGGGUUUUUUCUGUUAGUAAUUAUAUAUAAACAUUUUUGAAUUCAGACAAGUUUGUGUAAUAUCAUUUUUAAUGUACAAGUUUAUAAACAUCGUAUUAAACUGGAUAUUGUGUAAUAUUUUAUUUAUUCUGGAAUGUCAUUUUACAUGUAUUUUAUUUAUUACUAAUCUGUAAUCAUGGUACUUUUUGCAAAUCCUAGAAAAAUUGAAUAAAUUGUAGUGUGAAGUGAUUGUACUAUCACUAUGGUGAAUUAACAAUGACCCAGUUUGAUCCCAAUCUUUUGACCAAUUACAUGAGCCGUUAUAUGAAACCUUUGUCUCUGAGAAAAGAAUGUAUGCAAUUUGUUUUGAUUACAAAAAAACAUUACCCUGUAAUAUUUCUUGGUUGGUAAUAAAAAGUUAUUUGUAUGUGAUAAAUGAAUAGAUUAGAAGUGAAUUGCUGUCGAGUUCAGCUGUAGAAUACCAAAAAUAUUACCCUAUAAUACAUGUAUUUCUCCUGGGAUGGUAAUAAAAACAGCUAUUUGUAUGUGCUAAAUGUAUAUUUUAUUUGGCAAAUCUGUCUUAACUUCUGUUAUGUGUCUCCUUGAUUUCUUUUGUUUUCAACACUUGUUAGUUCAAGUGUUUUUUUAUUAAAUGCAAAGAACAUUAUUUUAUUUGGAUAGUUUCCCAACCCUUUGAAGUAAUGUCCUGGACAAUCCUUAGCGUCAUCUACUUACCAACAUUUUUACAAGUAUACAUUGAGAUUAUUAAAGGAGCUUGUGUGUCAUACUGAUUUUACAAAAUGAGUGUUACAUUCUCGCUCAGGCAAUAUAUUAAUCCUGACAUGAGUUUCGUAAAAUCGGUGCAAUACACACACAAAUUUAAUAAUUUCUUUACUAUCCGUAAUAUUAUUUUUUAUGAAUAACAAGAACCGUGUCAAAAUGUAACUUGAAGGAGAUGAUGAAAUGAUGUAAUUUUGGUAAGCAAUUACACAGUGCUAAGAUUGGGGAAGCUUCCCAGAAUUACGUCAUUUGUUGGUCUGAUACAUGUAUGUCGUAUUUGUUAUAUUUCCCUGUAUAUUUUGAACUAUGUGGAUAAUAAAAAAAUAACUCUAUGUUAGAGAGGAGUGGGGAAUAUUUCCAGCAUAGUUUAAAAUGAAACAAAUAUUGAUAAAAGUAACGCAUACAAAAUCAACUUUUUUGUGUACACCUUUUUAAUUUAGGAGGGAAGGAGUGGAGAAAAGUAUUCUUUGUACAGUUCUGAGAAUUUUGAUAAUUGUGGAUGACCUUUGACCACAAUAGAGGCCUACAUACCUGUAGGUUCUAAAUGAGAUCCACUUUCACAAGUCAAGGUACCAUUCCGUAUAGCAUACUGAAUUUCGUACGUACAAAAUGCAGCAUACUAUAAAAUGGUACCUUGCGAAGAUGAAUGAACCCUAUGCUCUGAUCAUGGUUUGUAUGAACAGUUGUGUCCUAUGUUUUUAUUUAUGGAUGGUGUACAAGUCCAGAUAAAUCCAUGUUUUAGUUCUUUGAGAUUUGUAGUCAAACCUGUUGAAAUAACCCACCUCAAUUAAGCAGCUACCUUUCUUAAGAGGCUACUUUGUUAUUCUUCUCAUGAACUAUUAAAAUUUACCUUUAUUGAGCUUCCUCUUUCUUGUUUUUUUCUCUUUCAUUUUAAAUUCACAGGUGAAACAGAAGCAAUUGGUUAUUUUUUACGUAUUUUGCUAUUUUUUAAAAGGAUUUUUGCAAUAUAUGUUGAGCUGUCAUUUAAUUGUCUUGACUUGACAAAAGUUCAGAUAUGGAGGGCAGGGCAGCAUUUUUUGCUUUUUGAGUCCAAUAUAAAGUGUUUGCGUUUAGCUCCAUUUCUCACAAACUGUAAGUCCUAGACCAAUAAAACUUGGUUUAUAGCCACACCUAUAUAAUAUUCCUCUCGAUGCAUAUUUACAAAAAAAAAUUAAUUUUUUAAUUUAAAAACAUUUUGUUUAGGUUAGUGUUAACUUUUCACUUUUAGGCCCAAUUCUCACAAACUACAAGUAUAGUUGUACUUAUGAAUGUUAUCUCCAUGCACAUAAAAAGAAAUAUAUAAAAUUAAAAAUAAAUAAAUUAAGAAUUAAAUAAUGAAUUUACAUUUAAAAAUGUUGUCUUUUAUAAAAUUAAUUAAAUCCAGUAAAACAAAAUGUGUUGACAUGAACCAAGAGCAACUACAAGUGAUAUCGAAUAAGUUUAUGGUAGGCAAGACGAUAAUUUUGCAGUAUUCAUUUGUUUUUCAACUAACGCCCUGUCCUGGACAGACAGCCCAGAUAGCUGAGGUGUGUGCUCAGGACAGUGUGCUUGAACAUUAAUGGGAUAUAAAAUAAGUUGAAAUGAAAUAUUGGCGUUAGGGGAGCUAAAGGUUACUGUCCUUGAACUAGUCUCGGUGUGUGCAUGUUAUGGUUUGCACGUGUGUGUGUGUGUGUGUGUGUGAUGGUGAGCCAGCGUAAUAGCUUAGUGAGGUCUGUUAAGAGGCAACAGGUUAGACUGUAUAUACAUACCUAUGACCUUGUGAAUAUUUUAUGUAUGUGUACAUUUAUAUUAACAAAGAAGAAAGCUUGUCAAUUUGAUCAAAAAGACUUAUAUAAAAUGUUAAUCCAU